Cladocopium goreaui is the source of this 8238-nucleotide messenger RNA. The record is from the annotation of a GenBank genome assembly. Lineage: Eukaryota; Dinophyceae; Suessiales; Symbiodiniaceae.
AUGCGGCCACUUUGGCCUGGACGCAUUAUCCUGCAUGACCCUUCGUUCACUACAGUAUGGCAAGCUUCAUUUCGUGCUCUUUGCCUGUCUUUUGACCUUGGCACCUUGCAGCCCAGAAGCCAUCAUGACGUUGAGCGCUCAACUUCACGCCCUGCUUUGGGGAGCAGUCGACAGGUGAAGUUCAAUCCAAAUGUUUCUGUAGCGCUUGGCCUUGAUGAUGACUGGACUCUGCGCAGUUUUGAAAUUCAAGAGUCAUCACUCUCCACAUGGACGGACAAACCAUGGAGUGGAAGGCGAUUCAAGAAGCCUCUCACUCACCGGAAUGCUGAUGAACGUAUUUUUCCAUUGCAACAUCUUCCUCAAGAAGGACAAACUGGUGCCCCUCCUCAAGAUCCUCCUGUUGGGCCCUUUUUGCAUGAAGCUCCCCAAUCAAUCCAAGACCUGUUUCAAGUCUUCCUAGAGGAGGAUCUCAUUGAAGGCGAAGAACUCAAUGAGCCUGUCCCCAUUCGAAGUUGGUAUGUUCAUCAUCGCAGAGUACCUGAGUGUAUUGUACCUCGAUUUCAUGAACUACAAGGUCAUUGGCGUUUUUGGGCUGCAGAUAUCCUUUCGCAAUGGGAUGAUCAAAUCUCUCGUGAUGACGAUGUUGCUCUUGCGCUUGUCUUCCCCAAUCCACCUCGUGAUCAAGCAGUGAUGUUUGACUUGUUGGUGAUUCAAGGGCUUGAUCUUCCUCGACGUGCUUGUCUUGCAACUGUCAUUCGCUUGAACGACCCUCAACAGCGAGCUGAGCGAUCCCUUGCAAUAUCCUUGCCUCACCUGGUCAGUGCAAAAUACAUUGCUGCUCGGGCACAUCUUGUACAAGAUUGUCAUGUGCAUGAUUGUACUGUACGGCAUGGAAGAACAUACUUGACAUGGAAUGAUGUGCCUGCACACGAUGCUCGUGAUGGUCAGAGCUUUAUCAUUCGAAGGCUACCUGAUGACCCUGGCCUUGGUGCUUCGACACAUCCAGCUGCCUCAUCCUCUGGACCUGUCGCGUCACGACCGGCUGACGGUGGUUCUCCUGAUGAAAGUCUUCACGCAGAUGUCAAUCGGGAUUUGGAUUUGGACUAUGAUUCCAAUGUUUCCAUGGCAUCUACACCAAACCGACAAUCUGUUUUUGUGUAUCGACUUGCGGCACCAACGACGUUUGGACAUGCAGACUGGUCUUCGCACAACUCAAUGAUUGCCUCCCUUGCACGUAUUGCAGAAGUACCUCUUGACCAAGUUGUCACUGCGCAUCAUUUACAAUGCCAACUACCUGACCAACCGCCGCAUGUUGCUGCUGUGAUCCUUCAACACGUACAAGACAUUCAGCCGGCCUCAACUGAAUGCCUUAUAGUGAUUGAUCUAGAACUUCAUGCGCAUCCUCGUAUUGGUGCUCCUCCUGUGCCUCCACACAGCACGAGACAGGUUCAUCGUGUGUACCCUCUCCUGCGACGAGCCAACAUUCUCCAAUUGGCGCGCGUUGAUGCCUAUUGUGAGUGGGUCCACAACAGCUGUCUGGUGUUUCACAACGACCGGGGGUGGCCUAUUUUGGAGCUUGCACCUCGUUUCAUCCAGCAUGGAGCACAUUUCAAAGUGAUGGUACCACCCCCACCUGAUGGUCAUGGUGACACUGCCCAUGCUGUUCGGGUGGCGCGUGAAGCUGCUGACCUCUUUGACUUUCCGAUGGCCAGUCAAGUCAUUCCGGGCUUGUUGCUUGCUGACAAUCAUGCCUCUGCACAAGCGCCAGCUGCUGCACCUGCAGAUGAUGUUCAUGUACGAACCUGCAGAAAUGGUGAAGAUCAGGAGUUUGACGAUUUUCCUGUGUCAGAAGCAUCACAACGACCUGCUGCUCCUCUUCGACCUGACGUUGAUUGGAGCAAUGAAUGGAUGUCUCAGCUUGCACAUGUUUUUCGUCUGCAUGGUAUGGAAGAGGUUCUUGAUGGCCCCGCUUACCUCUACCUGCAAACGUGGUACAUUCAUCAUGAUCGACAUUUGUGGUGCCGCCAUCCUCGACCUGUACGCCUUACCAAUGAGGCAAUUGGAUGGUCCUUUGAUCUGCGGCAAACCUUGAUUGAUCUUCUUGACCCUCACAUUGCCGUGACAAUCCGAAUGGUUCAACCCACGCCGCCACAAUCACCACUUCAAUCGUACUCUGCUCACCUGAUUCUUGAACAAGCUCGACCACCUGGGCGCAGUGCUGUUGUUGUCUCGGCUCUAUUCGAGUCUCUACAAGGCAAUGCUUUGAUGCAGUUUGCCAAGUCAAUGCCCCGACAUGUCACUGCGAACGACGUCAUUCAAGAAAGUGAGCUUGUGCCUCAUUGCAGUGUUCGACCUUGUUCUGUUUGGGUUGGUCCUCGUCAAGUGAAUGUCGCAGUUGCGACUGCUGUUGAUUCUGGCACUGGGCUGCGAAUUCAUCUUCGACCCCUGCCAUAUGAACCAUCUCAACUGGCACAACCACCGUAUCAAGCUGAUGGGAUGCACGCUGAACCAUCUCUACUGACGACUCCUUUGAUGCGUGCUGAUGGGACCCACUUCAUUGAGGAUGAGCCUCCUGACAACACCAUUGAUUUCCUUCAACGUCGUGUUCUGGCACUUCAACGCAAUUUACGGACUGUUCUAGCGGUGUCCUCCGGUGCGGCUAUCCAACCUGGUGUUGUUGAGGGCCCCGUUGAUGGACCUGCUGUGAAACAUCCUUUACAAUUGGAGUCGCUCAUUCCUCACCAUUCUACUGUGAUCAAGGCUCCAUGCCACAAAGUUGCCUUUUUUGCCAACCACCUCUUGACCAUUGACAUUGGUGCGAUUCAACCUUUUGCAAGUGUUGUCAAGUGGCAUGAUCCGACUUUGGUGGCGCGUGCUUCUUGCCCGGAUUGGAACUAUGAAGCGCCCCUUCGAAUCUGGUUCUAUACUGACGGAGCUUCAAGCCUGAAAAUUGAUUCUCAACAACGCUGCGCUUCAGCCUCUGCAGUGCUCAUCAUUGAGACAGCUGUUGGCUUGAAGUUUGGUGGCUUUCGGACUUGCACAGUCCCAGCACCUGCCACUGCACCUUUUGCCGAACAUGUUGCGUUACAGUUGGCUUCUCUUUGGUGUAUUCAACUUCAUGAGUGGUGCAGGUGGGCAUUUGGGCUGAAUGGCAUUCAAACUACGUUUGUUUUUGACUGCCUUGCUGCGGGCCACGCCGCUCAUGGCUCAUGGUGUUGCACUCAACAUGCUGCCUUGCAUCACCGAACCCGAGCGCUGCAACAUUGGAUUGAGAGCCGCUACUCCUGUACUCCUGCGUUCAUCCAUGUUCAUAGUCAUCGCGGCGACCCUUGGAAUGAAGCAGCUGAUGCGAUCUGUUGGGCCACGCUUCAUGAUUGGAUUCCUGGAGUUUCUUUUGAUGAGCUUUGUCAUCAACAGCUUGUCCCAUUUGAUGAUGUGGUUCCAUGGCUUUGGUAUUGGCAGCGCUCUCUUCAAGGUGCCGUUGGGUAUCCUGAUGUCUGUGAUGGAUUUUUCAACUUCUCAUUUCAACAUGUUGAUGCACCUUUUCUUGACUCCUCCACGCAUUCAUUUUGUCAAGUCCAGCAAGAUGAUUCUGCCGCAUCACAACAAACUGCAACACUGACACUGCGUGCUGCUACGGCGAAUGUGCUCACGUUGUAUUCGAACCAAGCUGCCCAUGGACAUUACAUUUCUGCACGGCAUGAAGCUUUGAUGCAUGAAUUUCAUCGUCAUGGUGCACACUUAGUUGGAGUUCAAGAAACACGAUCAAGGCUAACUGGCCACCACGCUGCAGAACACUAUCAUGUCAUUGCAGUUCCUGCGCUUGCCAAUGGUCAUGGAGGUUUACAGCUUUGGAUUGCAAAAGUCAUUGAAGUUGGCUCAACGCAGCUCCUUGUUCGUGAUUCUCAUCUUCAUGUCCUCCAACAAUCAGUGCGUCAUCUGAUUGUGCGGAUUUCUGUGGAUGGUCUCAAACUUGUUGCUAUUGUUGGACAUGUUCCAUGCAUGCCUGAUGUCUCUGCUGCAGCUGCAUGGUGGAAACAGAUUUUGCAAGGGCUUCCGCCAGCUUACCAGCACUGGCCACGGAUCAUGAUGGUCGAUGCCAAUGCUCGUGUUGGCUCGCUGACGUCAGCAGCAAUUGGACCGCACCAAGCGAGCACUGAAAAUGAGCACGGUGAGAUGAUGCAUCAGUGGAUGAUUGACAAUGGGAUGUUUGCACCACAGACGUUCGAUUGCCAUCACAUCGGCUCUGCCUCGACAUUUGCUCAUGCCAAAGGUCCUGAAGGACGCAUUGACUUCGUUCUGGUUGAUGAAGCGCUGCGCCAUCCUUCUAUUCAAUCCUUUGUCACUGACAUAGAUCUGGCUACACAGAGACCUGAUCAUUUUGCAGUUGCUGUCGACAUCCCUAUUACUAUGUGGCAUCGCUCUCGGCGUAUUCGUCGACAACCAGAUGUGGCGGCUGUAAAUACUGCUGGUGCUCCUCCACAGCAAAUCCCAUGGAAUCUUGACGUGCACUCCCAUGCUGCUCUUUUGCACCAAUGGCUGCGUGGGUGGCAACCAAAACGACCACAUCUUCCACGAAAAAAGCACUUGACACCUGACACCUGGAAUCUUGUGCAGACAAAGGCAUUUCAUUGGAAACGAUCACGACAAAUCCGUGCCACUUUACACACCGCCACCUUGCGUGCGAUUUUUGAUGCCUGGCGUACUUGUGACGUUCCUCUGGGUGACCAUGAUGCUUCGUCUCAAUGGCAGACCAGCCAGAUGGAUCUUGCUUGGCAUCUUGAUCAACAUCGACGUAUGGGUGUCAUUGUUACUGAUGCUGUCCGUCGUGAUGACAUUGCCUUCUUUGAAUCCUUUGCUCAACGGCACAAUGAUGAAGCAUUGCCAACCUUGUGGAAAACGCUCAAGCCUUUGCUCCCACGUGCUUGCUGCUGCGAGAAGACGCAACAACUUGAGGAGAACCUGCUCUAUAUCCUGAUCUACUUCAACAAUGUCACGAAUCCCAACAACAAGCACUUGAUGAAGCUCCUUUGGUUGUGGCUCUCACAGACUUGCCCAAUCGAGUCGACCUUGAACAACUUUGCUGCCGUGGCAAACGAGGCCUUCCUACAAGGAUCCGAGCCUCUUCGAUGGAAAGGCGGAAGGAUGCAUGUCAUCCCGAAGAAGACCAACGUGAUGCGAGCAGAUGCAAUGAGGGGCAUCAUGGUCCUCACAUCCUGUGGUAAACUUUAUCACGCGCUUCUCCGACGCAUGUUGCUUGCUUGGACUACUUCGCUGAGGUUGCCGGCACAGAAGGGAGGCUUUUGUGGCCAGCAAACUAGUUUCGCAACCCAUCUAUUGCGUACCUACUGCAACCUGAUCACCCAGGCCAAGAUGUCCUAUGGAGUUCUCUUCUUUGAUGUCCGAGCAGCAUUUCACAGCAUGCUUCGUGAACAUGCCUUUGGAGGAACUGGACUCCCCACCCGGCUUUGCAGUGUGCUUGAUGCUGCUGGCCUCAAUGUUCAACAACUUUGCCAGGACAUCCAAGUCCAUUGCCAGCGCUUUGAAGAACAUCCGAAUCCAUGCCUUCAACGAGCAGUUCGUGAUGCACAUUGCUUCACCUGGUACAUGGUUCAGGGAGACCCUGAAUGUCAUCCGACCCAUCGAGGAUCGCGCCCUGGCAGCCCUUUGGCAGACAUUGCUUACAACAUCACUAUGCUGAAUGUGCUUCGGGAUAUUCUUCCGUUGCUCCAUGAGCAGGUCUCGCUCUGCGCUGCCACGGCACAAUUGCCCAUUUUCUCGCCCUUGGUGACAUGGGUAGAUGACUUGGCAAUUCCUGUCCCUGCCAUCCGUGCACAAGAUUUGGAUGCCCAGAUCGUUGCUGUGUUGACAUGCGUCAAACAAGUGAUGGCUUCAUAUGGGUUGCAAUUGAACAUGCAGGCUGGCAAAACGGAGCUGGUGUGCCAAUAUCAUGGAGCAGAUGCAAUCGCAUGUCGACACAAACGGUUCAUUGAACACGCUGGCCGGCUUGAACUUCCUGAUGGCAGUCUUCUUCAUGUUGUUGGUCAGUAUCAGCAUUUAGGCACUGCCUUCAGCCAAUCGCUUUCUCUCAAAGCUGAACUUGAUGGUCGCAUUGGCAAAGCUGCAGCGGCAUUUCGGCAACUUUCUCGUGCUGUAUUCAACAACAGGCGAUUGACUUCCAAGGUCAGGUUGCAGCUUCUUGAGUCCUUGGUUCUUUCAAUCGUGUUCUACGGCUCUGGAACUUGGCCCUUGCUGAAUCAUCGCCAGUAUACGACGUUGGCGCAUGUCAUUGUGAAGUGGCAGAGGCAGAUCACCUUGGAUGGAUUUUGGAAGGAUAAUCCUACUCCUGAUGCUGACCUUCAGGCCAAAUGGCAACUUCCUGUGCUUUCAGCACGGCUUGCAAAACACAGGCUUUUGUAUGCCUUUCAGAUGGCUGCCAAUGCUCCCCAAGAUCUUGUGACCUGCCUUACUGCUGAAGAUGCACUCCCCAGUGGUUCUCCUUGGUGUGUUGCUCUUCGCCAUGCUAUUUCUUGGAUGCGAUUGCAUGAUCCUGAUGGUAUUGCUACGGCAGAUGUGAGUUCACCAGAGUCUCUUCUCCAAUGGCUUCACGAUCACCGCGCUGAUGGACCACCCUUAGUGCGACGUCUUGCUCAACAUGCUCUUCAGCAAGACUUUGUGAUGUUUGAGUUCAAACAGAAGACUCGGCAGAUUGUGGAGGCUUGUCGUUCUCAUGGAGUUCAGCUUGACCAGACACCAGAGGUUCCACUCACUGCGCAUCAUGUGGAUUUUUCAUGUCAUGUGUGCGGGCAAGGAUUUUAUUCUGUGCAAGGGCUGCAAGCCCAUCUCUGGCGCAAACAUCAUCUCUUUUCUGAAGAACGCAAAUAUGUCUACGACACCACGUGUCGUGCGUGCAAUCCCCCGGCUUUCAUCAAAGGCAUUUCGAGACUGCCCGCUUGCACUGUUGAGGGGCCCAUGCCUGAUGUCAUGGACACUGUUUGGAGUCAGCAGCAAGCUGAGUGCCGGAGGGCCCUCACCGCCGAAUGGACUCGUUUGGGCUUCCCAGAUGCUUUGGAUGCGAAUGUCAAGGAACAGGUGUUUGCACAAUGCUCCUCCACUACGUUGCACUGGAUCCGUGACACUCAUUUAGAUGAGAUUUCCAUCGACCACCUCAUGCAUGUUUGGUUAGCAACUUUGACGGAGUCCGAGAACUCUGACUCUUCUGAUUUGCUGAUGAAUGCAGUGACUUGGGCAUUUCUCAUUUGGGGUCAAACCAUUCUCCCGGACAUCAUUGAGCAGACGGAAGACCCAGAUUACCAGAUUUGCAUGGAUCAAGCGUUUCAUGAGGUCUCGAAGCUCUUUGAUAUGUCUGAUCUGUUGGCCAAGUUUGACAAGCUGGAUCGUGCUCGGGAGCCCAUUGACAUUGUGCCCAUUGCACCAGUCACCGUGGCUGACUCUCGAAGUUCAGCUGUUUUGGAGCCCUUCUCUGUGACCUACUUUGAGCAGCCGGCGCUCUUAAAACAGCUCGUACCACCGGUGAUUGACUGGCCUGGUGCACAAGCAGUUCCUGUUGUCAUUGGCCUUGCCGAGAAGCCGACCUUAUUUGUCCUCCACAUGUUCUCUGGACGUCGACGCCCAUUUGACUGUCACUACUGGAUUGAGACCCUUGCUCCCCAGUUGUUGCCUGAGUUCAAUGUGAUUUCGUUAUCCAUGGACACAGCCAUUGAUGCACAGUUGGGAAACAUGAUGACUGGCCCCAGUUUUAGUCAUGCCACAACUCUUGCCCACGCUCGAGUAUUUGGUCUUGGACUAACUGGACCACCUUGUGAGACAUGGUCUGCAGCUAGGCAUUUGCAGUGUGAUGCUUUGGGUGCUCAUGGUCCUCGACCUCUUCGUUCGUGCUUGGACGCUUGGGGACUUGCCGGGCUCAGCGUACGGGAGUUGUUGCAACUUUGUGCUGGCUCGCACUUGAUGUUGCACAGCCUGCUGCUGGAAAUCCUCAUCAGUUUGAGCGGAGGUGGCAGCAUCAUGGAGCAUCCUGAAUACCCACCGCAGCUUUGCGAGGCAUUAAUUCGAUCCGCCUUUUUGAGCCUGAAGAUGCGAGUUCAGCGCUCUGGCGUGCAUCAUGUUCCUUGGGACAACUUAGAUGCUGGUGCCCGUGAGUGGGUCCAGGCACUAGCAACUUGUAGUUGCACCUCAUUUGCGGCGUCGUAUUUGCCCGAUUACCAGCCAGCUCUGUAA